AUCAGAUACCACCUGCGUGGACGCUCAUUUAUUAAUGAGUCAACAAGGGUGAUCACAAGGGAGAGCAGCCGUUUUCCCUGCCCUCGUUAUUCUCACUAACAGGCCGGAAAGUAAACAAGAUGGACGGGUCCAGCAAAGAGGAAGAGGAGGACAGCACAUUCACCAACAUUUCUCUCACAGAUGACACAGACCAUUCAUCAAGGAUUUUGUACCCAAGGCCCAAAAACUUAUUACCCAAGAUGAUGAAUGCCGACAUGGAUGCAGUGGAUGCUGAAAAUCAGGUGGAACUGGAGGAGAAAACACGACUUAUUAAUCAAGUGUUGGAACUUCAACACACACUUGAAGACCUCUCUGCAAGAGUAGAUGCAGUUAAGGAAGAAAAUCUGAAGCUAAAGUCAGAAAACCAAGUUCUUGGACAAUAUAUAGAAAACCUCAUGUCAGCUUCUAGUGUUUUUCAAACAACUGACACAAAAAGCAAAAGAAAGUAGGGGAUUGACAUCCCUUCUGUUUUAUUGAAUUGCUGCUGAUCUUUUUUUCUUUAAAACCUGGAUAGAUUUUAAAACUUAUAGUACUUUUGUUUGUGGCUUAAUUGAAUAUUUAUGAAGAUAAUGUCAGACCUAGGCAAAAUUAAGAGCAUAACGGAAGACUUCAUGAGUUUGCAUAUAACAGUUAGUCUAUGAAAACGUGCAAAUGUAUUGUAGAGACUUUAUAAUUAGAA
Molecule: messenger RNA, 718 nt
Organism: Lutra lutra (Eurasian river otter)
Lineage: Eukaryota; Metazoa; Chordata; Mammalia; Carnivora; Mustelidae
Gene: SCOC
Product: short coiled-coil protein
Exons: 4
Coding region: 120-488 (122 amino acids)
Cellular component (GO): trans-Golgi network
Source: RefSeq, a predicted model, not a curated record